This is a messenger RNA of Aegilops tauschii subsp. strangulata, 702 nucleotides long. RefSeq lists its product as uncharacterized. Gene Ontology annotation, molecular function: zinc ion binding. The record is from RefSeq and is a predicted model, not a curated record. Gene Ontology annotation, biological process: regulation of DNA-templated transcription. Lineage: Eukaryota; Viridiplantae; Streptophyta; Magnoliopsida; Poales; Poaceae.
AUGGACACGGCUUUCCAGGUGGACGAACAUACGUUCAAGGUGUGUUCUAUCAUGGGCAUGUCGGAUUCAGAACCUGAAGACCCAGACAAGGGAAGGAACUACUUUGUGAAGGCAUCGAUAAGCGAAGGCGAAUACUACUGCCAAUGCUGCAAAUUCGAACGGGACGGGAUUGUGUGUUGUCACAUUGUAAAGCUAAUGGACUUGAACGCGGUGACACGAAUGCCCCGCCAUUUCAUAAGGUGGCGAUGGACUUGGGACGCUGAAGACGCAUUGGCGCCGCAAACAUCAAACGCAGUUUUGGCCGUGCAUGACGAGAGACCAGAGUCAACCAUGGAAGCCGUGAGGCAUGUUGUGUUGACAAAGAACUAUGCUAAACUAAUUGAUGAAGCGUGCAAGAGUGAUGAGACAGCAAAGGUCGCAGAAAAACACAGGAAGACCCUCAAAAGAGAGCUUGAUGAGAUCAAGAAGAGGAAAGCUGAGGAAGCCUUACACAGGUUUCCCCGCACAUCAAGUGUGCCUUCGUCCACAGGGCCAUCAUCUGAAAACUCGGAGGUAGGAUCUGGAACAGCAAGCACACAAACACAGGUUAGGAACCUGCCCCGUUCCAUCACAAAAGGGCGUCCGAAAGAGAUAAGAUACAAAUCAGGAUUGGAGAUUCAAGCAAAACAUAAGAAACCAAAGAAAGGGACGGGCAAUCCGUAA